Mustela erminea (ermine) is the source of this 2757-nucleotide messenger RNA. It is a transcript of the gene BTD, whose product is annotated as biotinidase. The transcript has 4 exons. The coding region runs from base 148 to 1746 and encodes 532 amino acids. Gene Ontology annotation, molecular function: hydrolase activity, acting on carbon-nitrogen (but not peptide) bonds, in linear amides. The record is from RefSeq and is a predicted model, not a curated record. Lineage: Eukaryota; Metazoa; Chordata; Mammalia; Carnivora; Mustelidae.
GGUGCAAGAUUCCACUGUUCACUUGGUCAGAUGAUUGAGCAGAAGUGAUGACAGUCCUCCUCCCCAGGAUUCUCAGGCGCUGGGAGCAACUCCUUGCAAUCCAACUGUGAUUAUAGGAUUCUUCUGUGAUUUAUCCAAGACACUUCCAUGCAGACUUUAUUUACAGUCUGCGUUAUGUCUGGGGCCGGCCGCCAGCUUGCUCUUUUCCUCUGCAGCUGCUACGUGGUUGCCCUGGGAGUCCACGCUGAGGAGCCACGUGAGGCUAGUCACCACGAGGCUGAACACUACAUGGCCGCCGUGUAUGAGCACCGAUCCAUCUUGACCUCCGACCCCCUGGCUCUCAUGAGCCGCAAGGAGGCCUUGGAGCUGAUGAAUCAGAACCUCGACAUCUAUGAGCAGCAAGUGAUGAUCGCAGCCCAAAAGGGCGUACAGAUUAUAGUGUUUCCAGAAGAUGGCAUUCAUGGAUUCAACUUUACAAGAACAUCUGUUUACCCGUUUUUGGACUUCAUGCCAUCUCCCCGGUUGGUCAGGUGGAACCCAUGCCUGGAGCCCCACCGAUUCAACGACACAGAGGUCCUCCAGCGCCUGAGUUGUAUGGCCAUCAAGGGAAACAUGUUCCUGGUGGCCAAUCUCGGGACAAAGCAGCCUUGUCAUCGCAAUGACCCUGGGUGCCCAAAUGAUGGAAGAUACCAGUUUAACACGAAUGUCGUGUUCAGCAAUAAUGGAACCCUUGUUGACCGCUACCGCAAACACAACCUGUACUUUGAGGCAGCUUUCGAUGCCCCUCUCGAAGUGGAUCUCAUCAUCUUUGAUACCCCCUUUGCUGGCAAAUUUGGCAUCUUCACCUGCUUUGAUAUAUUGUUCUUUGAGCCUGCCAUUAGGCUCCUCCAAGACCCUGAGGUGAAGCACGUUGUGUACCCAGCUGCUUGGAUGAACCAGCUCCCGCUCUUGGCAGCCAUUCAGAUUCAGAGAGCUUUUGCCAUUGCGUUCGGCAUCAACUUUCUAGCUGCUAACAUCCACCACCCAACUUUGGGGAUGACUGGAAGUGGUAUACACAGCCCUCGGAAAUCCUUUUGGCAUCAUGACAUGGAAGACUCCAGAGGUCAUCUUAUAAUAGCACAAGUAGCCAAAAAUCCGCUGGGUCUUAUUGGUAUGCAGAAUACCACGGGUAAAAUGGACCCGUCCCACAGUAAGUUUUUAGAACUCUUGGCAGGUGACCCAUACUGUGAAAAGGAUGCUCAGGAAGUCCACUGUGAUAGAGCUACCAAAUGGAACAUGAACGCUCCUCCCACAUUUCACUCGGAGAUGAUGUAUGACAAUUUCACCCUGGUACCUGUGUGGGGAAAGGAAGGCUACCUCCGUGUCUGUGCAAAUGGCCUCUGCUGUCAUUUACUUUACCAGAGGCCCACUUUGUCCAAAGAGUUGUAUGCCCUGGGGGUCUUCGAUGGUCUGCACACUGUGCAUGGCACUUACUACGUUCAAGCUUGUGCCCUGGUCAAGUGUGGGGGUCUUGGCUUUGACACUUGUGGGCAGGAGAUCACAGAGGCCACGGGGAGGUUUGCGUUUCACCUGUGGGGGAACUUCAGUACUUCCUAUAUAUUUCCUCUGCUUCUUACUUCAGGGAUGACCCUGGAAACCCCUGAUCAGUUUGGCUGGGAGAGUGACUACUCUUUCCUGAGGAAGAGGGGACUGUCCUCUGGCCUGGUGACAGCAGCUCUGUACGGGCGGCUGUAUGAGAGGGACUAGGGCCGUGUGGGGCGGGUGGCCCUGCCCUUUCCCAGGCUGCCGCUCAGGAGCCCUGGGACUGCCUCUCCGCCCCAGACUACCAUCGUGGCAGCUGUGGGACAAAGUAGAAGAGGCUGAUUCCCCCAGUGGCUUUUCCUCUUCCACGUGAAUUAUCGAGUCUUUUCUGGCAGUCUCUGUUCACAUUUAUUGUUUCCAAGUCACAUCUUCCUCCAGCCAAUCUCUCAUUUCACAGUUGGUUUUUAGAGCUAAAACAACAAUAAAUGUCAGUUGAUAUUUUGCAUACCCACAAAGCAGUGGGUUUUGUGUGUGUUUUUCCCGUUCUUGUUGUUGAUCAAGUGACACCCAGGACACACAAGUAUCUCACGUAUCUCAAACACUGGCAAAGGUGAGAAACAAACUCCCAAAGCAAAAGCUGUAUUAGAAAUGGCUGUGUGGGCCCGAUUCCAUUCUGGAGGAACAGAAUUCUGUCCAGAGGAAACAGUAAUGCCAGAGCUUUCGGCAACAUCAGAAAGGUGCAUCUUGAAGCAGCUCUUAAAAAUAGAAGGGAAGUUUUCCUUCCAUCUGUCUUUCUGUCAGUAAAUGGAAUGUGUCAGGCAGGACGUAUAAUAACUGGAAAGAAAGAGCACAGUGCCCCAGAGAGACAGAACGAGCGAGCGAGAGGGAGGAGGCUGGAAGGAAGUGCUGAAGAGAGGAGCAGCAGUGGGAAAGUAUGAGUAAGAGGAUUCUUUCUGCACAACGUGUCUCAUCCAGGAUUCCAGAGACCUUAAUAGAUCAUGCUAACUUUGGGUGAGAGCCUGCCAGUUGCCCAACUGUGCAGGACGGAGUGACAUGGGUGUGAGUCCAUUUGCAGUCCCCAGAGGGCCUGCCCUUUGAUGGUGGCAUCCCACCUCUUGAAGAAGUUUCAAGAACUGCCAUGGAGGUUGGCCCACGUCGUCAUUCAUUCAUUCAAUCACACAGCAGGUGUUUUUGGAGAGUCCACCAGGUACGGAGUAAGGUCCUGCCAAGUAUGAA